Molecule: messenger RNA, 927 nt
Organism: Elephantulus edwardii (Cape elephant shrew)
Lineage: Eukaryota; Metazoa; Chordata; Mammalia; Macroscelidea; Macroscelididae
Exons: 1
Coding region: 1-927 (308 amino acids)
Source: RefSeq, a predicted model, not a curated record
AUGCUAGACUGCAGUGGGUCUCGGCCUCUCCUCAUGGAAUCUGAGGAAGAGGAUGAGAGCUGUAAGCCUCCCCAAGGGAAGCUGGGAGGAGUCGUUGCAUCUACUCAGCCAGAAGUUUCUACUAAGCAAACAACGGCAGUGCAAGAUGGGGGAAAAAACCAGUUCCACGCUCUCACACAGUCUGCCACGGAUGGUCCCAGUGAGCCAGAUAUUUUUGCCACUGCACCGUUUAGAAGCUCAAGGGUUCCAAUCAAUGACAUAGACAUUUUCUCCAAAGCCCCAUUUGUUUCUAAGGGCAGUAUGUCUUCUUCCCCACAAGAAGAAGCAGAUGUGUUCUUGAGGGCUCCUUUUACCAAGAAGAAAAGCAUGGAAGAGCUAACAGUUACCCAUGGUGUGUCCCAGGAGUUGCCUGCACAGGCUAGUCUCCUCAGUCAAACACAUGAUGUCCCACAAGGAGUUAGUCCUCUGCUCUCAAGCCUUGAUAGGGCAGUGUACACCUGUGUCCGAGCUCAGUAUUCCAUGGCUGGUUUUGUUCAACAAUCUAACCUCCCAUCCCAUUCUGUACAAGCAGCAGACCAUCUUGACAGCAUCUCUCCUAGAGGAUCUUCUCUGGAAACUGGGGGCCAUCCUAAUGACAGAAACAAAGGACCUCAGCCCCAAAAAGAAGCAGUCUCAAGCUUUGUGACUGGCAAACCAUUCCUCCCUUCAUCAUUAUCCAAGUACUCCCGUCACUAUAGCCCAGAAGACGAGCCAACUGCAGAAGUCCAGCCCAUCACUUCCUACAAAAUUGUCUCUCAACCCAACACGCAGUCAGUAACUGGCUCUGUUUCCAUCACAGCCCUUUCCUCUAGGACUACAGAGUUACCAGCUGCUGAUCCAUUUGCUUUAGCACCCUUCCCUUCAAAAUCAGGCAAGCAGAAACCUUAG